AUGGCUAAGGACUUGCCUACUCAUUCUACCCUGGGAGGGCCUCCUCCUCCCUCCGUCGAUGCUGGUCAAGCCUGGUUCACAUCUUUCUCAAAUGUCAUCUCCUCCUGCGAUGUGCCCGCACUCCUCGGCCUUAUUCGGGAAGAUGGUUUCUGGAGAGACAUGGUCGCUCUUACCUGGGAUUUUCGCACUUUCAAAGGGACGGACCGAAUCAAGGAAUUCCUGCAUGAUCGUUUGCAAGGGGCCGAACUGAGCUCUCUCAAGCUGAGCAACGACUUCCCACCAAAGCUCGAACAGCCGUGGGAGGACGUCACCUGGCUUAUAGUCACCUUCACUUUCUCCACCAAGGUCGGUACCGGCACUGGCAUAGCCCGACUCGUGUAUGAUCACAAGCCUGGGGCAUGGCAGGCAUACACAAUUUACACCACCCUUUCGGGAUUACACGGCGUGACCGAAGCGUUAGGCUCGAACAGACUCAUGCAGCCGAACCACGGCCAAUGGCUCUCCUCUCUCGCUCAAACGCUCAAAUUCGAGAAAGAUCCCGAAGUGCUCAUCAUCGGAGCCGGACAAGCAGGAUUGGACGUAUCGGCGAGGCUGAAGAUGAUGGGUGUGAGCGUGUUGUGUGUGGAGAGGAAUGCAAGAAUUGGAGAUCAGUGGAGGGAGAGAUAUGAAGCACUUUGCUUGCAUGAUCCCGUUUGGUACGAUCAUCUCCCCUAUCUCCCCUUCCCAUCCGCUUGGCCCGUCUACACCCCAGCGGCAAAACUCGCCCAGUGGCUCGAAUUCUACGCCCAAGCACUCGAGCUCCCAAUCUGGCUCUCCUCUACCAUCGAAUCCUGUACUUGGCUCGAAGGGGAAGGGAAGUGGGAGGUUGUCGUUUUGAGGGGUAAGGAGGGGGGAGGCAAGGAGAGGAGGGUGAUGAAGGUUGGCCAGGUUGUGUACGCUGUGGGGUUGGCAGGGGGAGUGCCGAAUAUGCCCAAGAUUGCAGGGAUGGACGAGUUCAAGGGAAAGAUCAUUCAUUCCGUCCAACAUACGACGGCGAAGGACUACGUUGGGAAGAAAGUGCUGAUAAUCGGGGCUGCGACAUCUGCCCAUGACAUCGCGUAUGACUUUGCCAACCACGACAUCGAUGUUACCAUGUUUCAACGCGACUCCACCCACGUGAUAACAACAAAGCAUGGGAUACCCAUUCUGAUGGGGGGUGCCUACUGGGGGGAAGAUAGUCCAUCAACGGAGCAAGCGGACGUGCUCUUCGCUUCGAUGCCAAUUGAGGUCAUGCGGCUCGCACAUGCCAGACUCACCCGGCAGAUAGCGGAACUGGAUCGUGAGCUGCUGGAUGGCCUCGAUCGAGUCGGGUUUAAGAGGAACGAUGGUGUCGAAGGGAGCGGGUUGAUGUAUUUGUACUUUUCCAAGGGUGGAGGCUACUAUCUCGACGUGGGGGCCAGUCAGAUGAUUGUCGAUGGCAAGAUUGGACUGAAGAGCCGUGGUGAGAUCGAUAGGUUCACUUCGUCUGGAGUGCGUUUCUCGGACGGGUCGGAGAUUCCUGCAGACUUGGUUGUUUUCGCUACCGGGUAUGGCAACAUUAAAGAAUCAAUGAAGAGCAUGUUCGCCCCCGACUUGAUUGAGAACCUCAAGCCGGUCUGGGGUGUAGACGAGGAGGGGGAGAUCAAAGGGGUCUGGGGGGAUUCGGGACACCCGAAGUUUUGGUAUAUGUUGGGAAAUCUCAGCCUUUGCAGGUUCUACAGCAAACAUAUCGCGCUGCAGAUCAAGGCUAUGCAGAUGGGCGUGUUUGGAGACCGAUACCAGAAAGGCAAGCCGAGUUGA
Messenger RNA from Dacryopinax primogenitus, 1818 nucleotides. RefSeq names its product dimethylaniline monooxygenase. Gene Ontology annotation, molecular function: flavin adenine dinucleotide binding; N,N-dimethylaniline monooxygenase activity; NADP binding. The transcript is spliced from 8 exons. The record is from RefSeq and is a predicted model, not a curated record. Bases 1 to 1818 code for a protein of 605 amino acids. Lineage: Eukaryota; Fungi; Basidiomycota; Dacrymycetes; Dacrymycetales; Dacrymycetaceae.